UUCACCCAGGAACUGCUUUUUUCUGCUUAUAAAACUCUCCCACCACCCAAAAAAUGGAAAGCCAGCGCCACACAAUUCUUGCACCAUCUUGAAUACCGUCCAACCAAAAACCCUAAUUCGUGUGCAAGAGAAUGGGAAGGGGGAAGAUUGUGAUUGAAAGGAUCGACAAUUCCACCAGCCGGCAAGUGACUUUCUCAAAGAGGAGAAAGGGAUUGAUCAAGAAAGCCAAAGAGCUAGCCAUUCUCUGUGAUGCACAAGUUGGCCUUGUGAUAUUCUCUAGCACGGGAAAGCUUUAUGAAUAUGCAAGCACCAGCAUGAAAUCAAUAAUCGAGAGGUAUACUACAUGUAAAGAAGAGCGUCACCAUCAGAUAAAUCCAGAAUUUGAUGUCAAGUUUUGGCAGAGGGAGGCAGAAACUCUAAGGCAACAAUUACAGAAUCUACAAGAAAGCUAUCGCCAAUUGAUGGGAGAACAACUUUACGGUCUAAGUGUAAGAAACCUACAAGAUCUAGAGAAUCAACUGGAAAUGAGUCUCCAAGAUGUGCGCAUGAAAAAGGAACAAAUUCUAAAAGAUGAAAUCCAAGAGCUAAAUCGAAAGGGAAGCCUCAUCUUUCAAGAAAAUGUGGAACUUUUCAAGAAGGUAAAUCUCAUUCACCAUGAGCACACACAACUAUACAAGAAGGUUUAUGGUACAAUAGAUGUGACUACAACAAGCAAAAAUCCAUUUGUUUCACCUCCAUAUGGUAUAGGUGCAAGGGGAUGUCCACAACAAAUGGUCGAACUUCAAUUGUGCCAGCCUGAGCAAGAAGCUUAUGAGACAUCGGAAACUGCCACAAAAUGAAAGUCAAGUCUAAUUUCGUAUAAUAUUUUACUAUUACAACUUUUGGAGUAAAAGCUAUGAUAAUAUUCAGUAUAAUAAUCACACAUGCAAAAAAGCGAGAUAUUCCUUAGAUGAAUAUUUCUCACUUCACUCAAAGAAUCCCAAUAGAGAACAAUGCACUUCCUGAUGUUGUUUGUAUUAGUUAUAUAAGAUCUAAUUAUAGUAAAAAGACAUUUGUUUGUAAAACUGCAUUUGAAAAAAAGAAGUUUUGAAUAACAUAGCGUGGAUAUAUUUUUUCCUUUU
Messenger RNA from Cajanus cajan (pigeon pea), 1121 nucleotides. Its product is annotated as MADS-box transcription factor 23. Gene Ontology annotation, molecular function: protein dimerization activity; DNA-binding transcription factor activity; RNA polymerase II transcription regulatory region sequence-specific DNA binding. The record is from RefSeq and is a predicted model, not a curated record. Gene Ontology annotation, cellular component: nucleus. Lineage: Eukaryota; Viridiplantae; Streptophyta; Magnoliopsida; Fabales; Fabaceae. Gene Ontology annotation, biological process: positive regulation of transcription by RNA polymerase II.